AACACACCGCAAACUUCGCCGUCGCAGUACUACCACCCCGUCACCAGUCGCGCGAAACGUCGUAUUUCAAACAUGGCGCCUCCGAUACGCGCGCGCUCGAUCAAAUCAGAUUCCUUCCACGAGCACUUCCGAAAGCUCAAGACAUCCGUGUACCAAGAUAGUCCUCGCCCAAACGCCGUAUCAUCCUCGCACUACAUCCGCACACUAUCAUGGAAUGCCUCGGGCACAUUCAUCGCGACAGGUGCCGCUGAUAGGACACUGCGCAUCUGGAAUCCGGAGAAGACGAAUGCUAAGAACUCGACCGAAUUGCGCACGCCCAAUACGACAGCAGCCCUAGAACGCGUUUCCUUUCACCCAAUCAACGAGAAUGAGCUCGCGAGCUCUACUUCUGAUGGCAUGGUCAGGUUUUGGGAUAUACGAUCCAAGGCUAGUGUAGGCGAGGUCAAGGUCGGCGAGUGCCCAUUCACCCUGGCGUGGACGCCGGAUGGGAAUGAGUUGGUGGCAGGUAGAAAGGAUAAUCUCCUUGUCACCAUCGACCGAUCAACCCUAAGCAUCCUCUCCGAACACCAACAAGUCCUCCAAACAAACCAAUGCGUCUUCGACUGGUCCGGCAACCACCUCUACACAACCGCUGGUGACGGCAGCGUCAGAAGCCUUCGGUACCCGUCUUUCGAGAACGCCCUCACACUCAACGCUCAUACCUCCGCAUGCUACGCGGUAUCGCUUUCACCCAGCGGCGAAUACCUGGCAGCAGGUGGAGGUGAUGCGCUGAUCUCGCUCUGGGACACGCAAGAAUGGAUAUGCACACGGACAUUGGAAUUGACCGGUGGUAUCAUCAAGUCGGUUGACUUCUCCUUCGACGGCAGCUAUGUUACUGCCGGCUCCGAUGAUAAGGAAGAGAAGAAGAUCCGUAUUGCGCAUGUUCACACCGGAGAGAUUGUACACACGGUUGAUGUGCCGACACCAGCGUCCCAUGUCGCCUGGCAUCCUUGCCGCUAUGUCCUAGCAUACUCCGCGGAUAAUCUGGGUCUGAAGAUCAUUGGGGGUAUCAGCUAUAGGAAAGUCCGUCUUUUACUCUAUGAAAGUCCAGUCACUUCUCUGCAUCUUCCGUCCGAAUUAUCCAACUUCAUCACCAUGGACGUCUCAACGCCAAUCAGACCGAACGACAUCUUCUCGGCGAAGGGACUAGUAGUGGUCAUCACAGGCGGCGGCAGUGGUCUCGGUCUCGCCAUAGCAUCAGCCCUAUACCAAAAUGGUGCCGGGCGUAUAUACCUCCUCGGCCGCCGCCGUGAAGUCCUCGAGAAAGCCAUCAACUCCCUCCAAUCCAACACACCGCGCGACUCACAAAGCACCGGUAGCCUCCACGCCCUCCCCUGCGACGUAACCGACCUCAGUUCCGUACGCGCCGCCGCCUCCACGAUCCAGAACGAAAUCGGCUACGUCGACGUCCUCAUCAACAAUGCCGGCGUGAUCGGCCCCAAAAACGGCGCUGACAUCUACAAAGCCGAGUCCAUCCAACAACUAUCAGAAACCAUGGUCUCGGGCUACGACGGCUGGCAAGACGCCAUGGCUAUAAACACGCAAUCCGUCAUCGGCGUCUCAGCCACCUUCCUCCCCUUGCUCGAAGCAGCAAACACGCGUCGCGGCUGGACACCCGGUAAAGUCACAGGUACAGGCAACGCGCGCGCCCGCGACACCGGCACCGCGACCAACAAUGGCAUCGAUGCAGACGACGACCGCAUGGCGCACAUCAUCACCGUCGCAUCCGUUGCCUCAUACAUGCGCUGGGUUUCCGCUGGUUUAGCAUACAACGCCAGUAAAGCGGCCGCCGCCCACCUAGGCAAGAUGAUGGCAACCUUCCUAUCCGAAUGGGGUAUACGGAGUAAUAUCGUGUGCCCUGGACCUUAUCCGAGUGACAUGACAGCGGGGCUCAAUCCCGUUUAUGGAACGAACCAAAUACCCCAGGGCAGGAUGGGUGGAAUCAAUGACAUCUCGGGGCUGAUGUUGUUCCUUGUGGGUAAGGGUGGAGCGUAUGUUAAUGGGACUACGCAGUUGACUGAUGGGGGGAGGACGAGCGUGUUUCCUGCUGUUUAUUAG
This is a messenger RNA of Alternaria rosae, 2097 nucleotides long. RefSeq lists its product as uncharacterized. Gene Ontology annotation, molecular function: protein binding; oxidoreductase activity. Gene Ontology annotation, cellular component: THO complex part of transcription export complex. The annotation marks the transcript as partial. The transcript has 4 exons. NCBI's taxonomy places the organism in Eukaryota, Fungi, Ascomycota, Dothideomycetes, Pleosporales, Pleosporaceae. The record is from RefSeq and is a predicted model, not a curated record. Gene Ontology annotation, biological process: mRNA export from nucleus.